AAACAUCUAAGUUGGGAACCAAUUGCGAAGCCGAAUUUAUUCCAGGUAGCACCACUCAAGAGAAAUGGUUUGUGUUUUCACUAUUCUACGUGGUAUUCUGGUAAUUGCGUUGGCUGGGCUUUCUUGUUCUGUCUGUGCGGUUACAUUGAAACAGCAUUUUCAGCACCUUCGGAAUGAUUGCGUUCGUACAAAGGAAUUACUGGAAGGUAAUAUCGUUCGAUUAGAAAAGGUACAAGCCCAACUGGAGACGCUGGAGCUGAAAGCUCAGCAGCAUAGCUUGUUGGAGGAAGUUUUAUUUGAUCAGUUUGAAGACAGCUCUGCUAAACUGCAGGAAAAAAUGCUUGAAUAUGAUAGCGAAAUACAGCAAGAAGAAAAUCUUACGAAUGUUCCACAGGUUAGCAUAUCGUCAACUGUUACCGAAUCAAUUCCCAAUGACGCUAUCGGGUUCAUACAAGAAAUUAAAGGGCCAGUGAUGGAAACAUCUGAUCCAGCUAGGCUAAUACCCGUUCUAAAAGGCGUUUUUAAAAUGGAUUACAAUUCGUUUACUCUUAAUUAAGCGUCAAUCUCAUGCAUAGGUCUAAGUUGCAUUGGGCGAUGUGAAAGAGAAGAAUAAGACCUACGAGUGGAGAUGGGUCGUAGAAGCG
Molecule: messenger RNA, 644 nt
Organism: Daphnia carinata
Lineage: Eukaryota; Metazoa; Arthropoda; Branchiopoda; Diplostraca; Daphniidae
Exons: 3
Coding region: 65-556 (163 amino acids)
Source: RefSeq, a predicted model, not a curated record